AUGCCUUCGUCGCCCAAGCGCAGGAAGGAACGCGAACGUCCCAGACGCCGAAAGCGUUCCAGGGAUCGGAGCGACAGAGAUCGAUCCGGAGGGCGUGACCGCAAACGUUCAUCUGAACGGGAAAGGGAUCGAGACCGUGAUCGGGACCGAGGCAGACGGAAGUCGCGAUCCAGAUCCAGAUCGCGUUCGAGAUCGAGGUCGUACGAACGCAAUCUAGAUAAACCGACGUCCUCGCGUCGUGCUGCCCAAAUGAAGCCCAUGGUACCGGAAUCUGAACUUGAAGGCAAAACACCCGAAGAACAAGAAAUGCUUAAAACGAUGGGCUUCUGCGGGUUCGAUUCUACAAAGGGCAAAAAGGUCGAAGGCAACGAUGUCGGUGAAGUGCAUGUCAUAUUGAAGCGCAAAUAUCGGCAGUAUAUGAAUCGCAAAGGAGGAUUUAAUCGGCCGCUGGACUUCGUGGCAUAA
Anopheles marshallii is the source of this 465-nucleotide messenger RNA. RefSeq names its product U4/U6.U5 small nuclear ribonucleoprotein 27 kDa protein (gene ytr). Gene Ontology annotation, biological process: RNA splicing. The record is from RefSeq and is a predicted model, not a curated record. Lineage: Eukaryota; Metazoa; Arthropoda; Insecta; Diptera; Culicidae. The coding region runs from base 1 to 465 and encodes 154 amino acids. The transcript is spliced from 3 exons. Gene Ontology annotation, cellular component: precatalytic spliceosome.